Molecule: messenger RNA, 1418 nt
Organism: Vicia villosa (hairy vetch)
Lineage: Eukaryota; Viridiplantae; Streptophyta; Magnoliopsida; Fabales; Fabaceae
Exons: 2
Coding region: 450-1385 (311 amino acids)
Source: RefSeq, a predicted model, not a curated record
AGAAAGCUGCCACCCCUUCAGCCAAAGGAAAGGGAUCUGGGACUUCGAAGCUCACUUCUUUGAGUGACAAGGUAUCUUCUGAGGACUCACCCUUGAAGGCUGCUAGCAUUAUCCCCAUUGUGGAGAGUCAUAACUCCAGUCCAGACAACAUUCCGACCAAGGUAUUUUGGGUUUCACAAUUUAACCAUUUCUUUACACUCUAAUUCUAAUGAUUAAAUUCAUAUUUUACCUUGUAAAUGUAGGAUGAUGCUGGUACCGCUACUUCUGAUCUCAAAGCCUCAAGUUUACAUAUUGACCUUGACAAACUUCGAGGUGUUUCUCAACACGAAUCUCAUGUGCUUUCUCCCGUUCUCGAAGACACUCAACCUCUUGCAACCAUCAUUCCGACUGCGUCUGCUGAAGAAAGCCAUUCAAAUGAUGAGUCUCCACCCAUUCAUCAAGAUGAAACUAUGGAGGAAAAUCUGCAAUGUUCGAAUAGUAUUAACGCGGCUGGACAACCAACUGGCAGCGAAGACACUAUAUCUGAACAAGAUGCUGCAGAAGAAACUUCCAAACUGCCUACACCUGGUUCUGAUGAAACUUCGAACCUUGGGACUACAGUCACUCCUGUUACUACUUCAAAGCAAGCCCCUGCGAUGCCUACUCCCUCAGAACUAGAGCAACUCAAGAAAACUGAUCCUGUGAGCUUCCUCAAGACCAUGAUGAGUAUUGAUAGCGCUUCGUUCCUUGGAACUCCUUCGACUGUCUUGGCGGGUGCUGGUGAAAAGGAUGAUAUUUCUAAACUCCUUCAUCAGAUAAGAGAGAGGUUCUUUGAAACCAACCUCGUCGAAGCUCUCAGCAGUGAUUCCACCAAAUAUUAUGGUCUAAACAACCUUCUGAAGAAAGUGGACUUACUUCUUGUUCUAGUGGAAGUCUCAGAAGUAAUUGUUUUAUUGAGUUCUCUGAUUGAACAACUCCAAUCUAAUCUCCUUCGAAAACGGGAUAUUGACGGACAACUCACAGCAAAAAUGACUUCUCACAGUUCUUCAUGGGAAGCUGCUAACAAUGCAACGAAGAAGGCUGACACCCUUAAGCUCGAGUGUUCGAAGAACCAGCGAGAAUAUGAAGAAUGUGAGGCGAAUAUCAAAGCCUGGAAACAAGAAAUUGAGAAACUCAAAGGGAAGAUAAAGGAUGCCCAGUCUCGUCAGGUAAAAAUCCAAAAAACCAAUCAAGAUGAAUUAACUGAAGUGGCGCAGUCGGGGAUUCGACACUUCGAAACGGCACAGAAGCUAGUGCCAGAGAUCGAAGAACUGAAAAGACAACAGGCAUUGAUCGAACGUCAUAUGUCCUUAUGGGAGUCCCAAUACUCGAAGAUAAAAGAUAAUCUUCCCAGGGAUUUUAAUUAGUUGCUUCGAACCUUGUACUCCCUUUUGUGCUAC